Molecule: messenger RNA, 711 nt
Organism: Kazachstania africana CBS 2517
Lineage: Eukaryota; Fungi; Ascomycota; Saccharomycetes; Saccharomycetales; Saccharomycetaceae
Gene: BUD13
Product: Bud13p
Exons: 1
Coding region: 1-711 (236 amino acids)
Biological process (GO): mRNA splicing, via spliceosome
Cellular component (GO): RES complex; U2-type spliceosomal complex
Molecular function (GO): RNA binding
Source: RefSeq, a predicted model, not a curated record
AUGUCAUUGCAUAGCUAUCUAUCAAAAACUUAUGGAUCAACAGUAUCCAGAAAGAAGAAGAAUAAUAAGGAGAGAGAGACUUCAAAAGGCACUUCUUUACAGAUAACUGAGAACAAUACGGAAGUACAACAGAUAUCAAAUCCUACAACAAACCCUCCCGCUAAAGGUUUGUGGAAGGAUGUACGAACAAAUGAGGUAUUCUCACUACCUAAGGUAGAGGGGGACAAUACUGUGUCUACAGAUGAGGAGAAGAGUGUAUUCAAACCGAAGGGUAAUGAAACUGUACACAGAGAUGAGAAGGGUCAUAAAUUAACCUCUGAACAACUUAAAUCUAAGGAAAAGGAGCAGGAUCUGAGGGUGCAAAUAAAAAAAAGGUAUCUACAGAGGUUGAAUGCUGGCGAGUUACAGUUAUAUUUGAAGGAAAACAAUACUACUCUGGAAUCCUUACUCCGAUCUAGGGGCAAUCCGUAUAUAUCAAGUGAGGAUCCUCAAGAGUCUUUCAAUACAAAGUCCAAGCCGGAAAACAAUUUGUCCCUCCUGAAUAGGAAACUUUACAAUGGUAUAUCGCCGGAAAAUAGAUUUGAUAUAAAACCAGGUUAUAGAUGGGAUGGUGUAGAUAGAUCUAACGGUUUCGAAGAAAAAUGGUUUCGAAAGAGAAAUGAGAUUGAAGAAAAGAAAAUUCAAAAAGCGACUUCACAGAAUGAUUACUAG